Messenger RNA from Orussus abietinus, 818 nucleotides. RefSeq names its product CDGSH iron-sulfur domain-containing protein 3, mitochondrial. Lineage: Eukaryota; Metazoa; Arthropoda; Insecta; Hymenoptera; Orussidae. Bases 108 to 533 code for a protein of 141 amino acids. Gene Ontology annotation, cellular component: intracellular membrane-bounded organelle. The transcript is spliced from 2 exons. The record is from RefSeq and is a predicted model, not a curated record. Gene Ontology annotation, molecular function: 2 iron, 2 sulfur cluster binding.
ACCAUAGCAUAAUCUCAACGUUUUCAUCCUGAGGAACCUCUUAGGUUGUAUGUACUUCAUGAUACAAACUCGUGACUUCUGCUGUGCGAUCGCAUAGGUUAUACGACAUGUCUUCGAUGGCUCGUUUAAAGAAGUUUGUGCAGUACGUUAGUUCCAAUUUAUUAAAAGAUAAAUGUAUCGUAAGAUACUCGUCCAAAUCAUCCGAGUCUGAAAUACCGAGAAACUUGUUAAGAGAUGUAUACAGCGCCAGUGACCAGCCAGAGAGUGGCGAGAUAUAUGACAAAAAACCUUUCAAGUACCUUUGUGAAGCAGACAAAACGUAUAUGUGGUGCCUGUGCGGAAAAAGCAAAAGUCAACCGUUUUGUGAUGGAACGCAUAAAAAUGUCUUUCUUAAAGUCAAACAAAGACCUGUACGAUUCAAGGUACCAGAAACGAAGGAGUAUUGGCUCUGUAAUUGCAAACAGACAUCUAAUCGACCAUUUUGCGAUGGAACCCAUAAAAGGCAAGAUAUUCAAGAGAAAAUUAAGUUUUAAUUUUGAUCCUGAAGUAAAAGGUCAUUAGCUGAAAUAGUUUGUAGAAAAAGGUCUCUCAAUACAGUAUGUACACUUAUCUUUUAAAAGAAUGUCCUCGUGUAUGCUUAUCCUUUGUUCUGGGUAGAAUCUUACAUGUAAUUACAUUAUUAACUUUUUCCUUUGUAAUACUUUCUAGAAUAGUUAAUUAAUAAAAUGAAAGCCUUGUGAAAACAUGUUAAAAGUGUUAAAUAUAUUGAAAGUGUACAAAUGGAAACAUGCAAAUAUAAAUUAUAUUUCAUAGCUUCA